Messenger RNA from Danio aesculapii, 716 nucleotides. It is a transcript of the gene commd10, whose product is annotated as COMM domain containing 10. The transcript has 7 exons. The coding region runs from base 82 to 678 and encodes 198 amino acids. NCBI's taxonomy places the organism in Eukaryota, Metazoa, Chordata, Actinopteri, Cypriniformes, Danionidae. The record is from RefSeq and is a predicted model, not a curated record.
CUGGCGUCACGCGUCAUGUGCCUAAACGGUAGGAAGUGAGUGACUGUUUCUGGACACGAAAAUAAACCAGACGGACUGAAGAUGAGCUCCAUAAUUCCCGAAACACCGAGCAUUAAAGCAGCCGUCACUCAUAUCAACUCCAUCGACAACAGCAAAUUCUCCAGAUUACUGACCCGCAUCCUGCAGAAGCUCCAUCUCAAGGAGCGCUCCUUCAGUCAGGAGGAGGAGGAGAAGCUGCAGUCUGCUCUGUCUCUGGAGCGUCACACACUGCAGCUGCUGCUGGAAACGGUGUCCUUCAUCCUGGAGCAGGCGGCGUAUCACAAUGUGAAGCCGGCGUCGCUCCGCCAGCAGCUGGAGAACAUCUGCAUCUCUCCACAGAAAGCAGAGGUGUUCAGCCAGAUGUGGGCCGCCGACGCUGCUGACCUGCUGGAGAAGAUCAGACUGGGGAUAUUCGCCCCGAUGAAGCUGGAUCGGGUCAGCUGGCAGCUCAAUCUUCAGAUGGCUCGAUCAGAUGAGAGUCGCCUGAAAGCGCCGCAUGCUGUCCUCAACCUGGGGCUCCGAGCAGAAGACCACAGCGAGCGACUGCAGGACGUAUUCCUGGAGUUCAGCCAUCAGGAUCUGCUGGAUUUCUACAAUCAGAUGGAGACGGUUCAGACUCAGCUGGACUCGCUGGCGUGAAUCAGUGUUGAGGAUUCAUUAAAGCUGCUUUUCUCUGA